CUGGCGACGUUGCUGGAGUCUGGCUGACAACGUAGCAUACGCGGCUUAGAACCGGCGGAGAGCGCAUAGGACUGCGCAUGCGUGGUCGGGCGGCUGCGGAGCGGCUAGACUAGGCUGGAGGCGGAGGCAAAGCUCCUGAGGGAAGGGCCACAAUGGAUGAACUACAGACUGCGGAGGAGACUGCAUUUAUUGUGGAUGAAGUAAGCACCAUCAUAAAAGAGGCUAUAGAAGGCACAAUAGGAGGCAAUGCAUACAUGCACAGCAAAGUGAACCAGUGGACCACAAGUGUUGUAGAGCAAAUCCUAAGCCAGCUAACAAAGCUGGGGAAACCUUUCAAAUAUGUUGUGACUUGUGUAAUUAUGCAAAAGAAUGGUGCUGGACUUCAUACAGCAAGCUCUUGCUUCUGGGACAACUCUGCAGAUGGAACCUGCACUGUGAGAUGGGAGAACAAGACUAUGUACUGUAUUGUCAGUGCCUUUGGACUUGCAAUAUGAUUGCCUUGGAAUCCAUCAGCCUUUAUGUCAACACUUUCAUUUCAUAGUCCACUAAAACUGUGAAUUCAAUGAAUAAUUUUGUUUUCAAAGAACUUCUAGUUUCUUCUAGUAAGAAAAUGGAAGAGCAAUUUAUCUGCUGUUACAUAAACACAUCACCUCUUAUCCAUAUCAAUUCACUCCCUGUCUUAACACUUUAAGGACUCUUUCUCAAGGUGCUAAAACCUGAAUCCUGCUGCAGUUCUUCAGCUUUAUUCCAACUGGUUUGAAUGAAACUAAUUUUCACACUUUAUAUUUUUCUUUGUUAUUAAAUUAUUCAAGUUCUGAA
Messenger RNA from Hemicordylus capensis (graceful crag lizard), 819 nucleotides. It is a transcript of the gene DYNLT1, whose product is annotated as dynein light chain Tctex-type 1. NCBI's taxonomy places the organism in Eukaryota, Metazoa, Chordata, Lepidosauria, Squamata, Cordylidae. Gene Ontology annotation, biological process: microtubule-based movement. The transcript is spliced from 5 exons. Bases 153 to 494 code for a protein of 113 amino acids. Gene Ontology annotation, cellular component: cytoplasmic dynein complex; cytoplasm. Gene Ontology annotation, molecular function: dynein intermediate chain binding. The record is from RefSeq and is a predicted model, not a curated record.